This is a messenger RNA of Hylaeus volcanicus, 1004 nucleotides long. Its product is annotated as chymotrypsin-1-like. The record is from RefSeq and is a predicted model, not a curated record. Gene Ontology annotation, biological process: proteolysis. Lineage: Eukaryota; Metazoa; Arthropoda; Insecta; Hymenoptera; Colletidae. The coding region runs from base 107 to 952 and encodes 281 amino acids. The transcript is spliced from 5 exons. Gene Ontology annotation, molecular function: serine-type endopeptidase activity.
UAAAAUUUAAUGUUUGCCCCUCUUUGACGUCAAAUCGUACGCUUUCGGGAUCGUAUAUAUAUUAGACCGUGGAGUUGGUAACUUCAUCAUUGGGAUUUUUUCCAUCAUGUACACGCUUAGUGUUGCCAUCGUGCUCUGCCUUGCGGUUUCCGCUUACGGAUUCCCAGGGACCCAGAUCGUGGGUGGCAACGACGCACCUGUUGGAAAAUUCCCCUAUCAAGUCUCUCUUCAAUACAACGGAAACCACUUCUGUGGUGGAUCCAUCAUCAGCAGCCGCUACAUCCUCACUGCUGCCCAUUGCGUGAAAGGAGUGCCAGACAUCCGACGCGCUACCGUCCACGUUGGAAUAAACCUUUUGAGCCAAUCCGGAGCUGUUUACAAUGUCGAAAGUGGCGUAGCCCAUCCCAACUACAACGACAGAACGAUUUCUAACGAUGUUGCUGUGAUCCGCGUCAACAGGAAUAUUGCCUUCAACGCUAAAGUUAAAUCUAUCGGACUGGCCUCCCGCAACGUCGCUGAUGGAUCAUCCUGCGUUCUAUCUGGAUGGGGAACACUGAAGGCUGGUGGAUCUGUCCCCAACAAAUUGCAGUACGCUAACUUGCGUGUCGAGUCUCUGUCUAAAUGCCAACAAGCAUGGAAAGGUACUGCCAGUGUUCAAAGCACUCAAGUCUGCACGCUCACCAGAGUCGGACAGGGUGCAUGCAACGGUGACUCUGGCGGCCCUCUCGUUGCCAACGGCCAACAAAUCGGUAUCGUAUCCUUCGGACGCCCAUGCGGUCUUGGAAGCCCUGAUGUGUACACCAAAGUAUCCUCCUACUUGAACUGGAUCAGAGGACAACAAUCUCUCAUUCAGGACGAAGAGGAAUCUGACGUGGACAUGGUCGAAGAACCAUCGCAACCCGACAGUGUGAUGAUCGCAGAAGAACAACAACCUGAAUUUGCUCUGUACUAACUUGUUUAAACUCUACCUCUCCAAUAAUUCAUUAAUAAAUACACAUAUUUCU